Molecule: messenger RNA, 489 nt
Organism: Theileria orientalis strain Shintoku
Lineage: Eukaryota; Apicomplexa; Aconoidasida; Piroplasmida; Theileriidae
Product: ATPase associated with various cellular activities
Exons: 1
Coding region: 1-489 (162 amino acids)
Biological process (GO): cellular response to heat
Cellular component (GO): cytoplasm
Molecular function (GO): ATP hydrolysis activity; ATP binding
Source: RefSeq, a predicted model, not a curated record
AUGUUGCACGUUCUAGAUGAAGGUAAAUUAGUUCUUUCUAACGGUAGAUUAUUAGAUUUUAGUAAGUCUUUUAUAAUUUUAACAAGUAAUUUAGGAUACUCUGGUAAUAGUUUAAAUAAAACAAUUAACAAAGAGGACGUUUUAAAUGCUGUUAAUAAACAUUUCAGAAUUGAAUUUUUAAAUAGAUUGAGUCAAAUUAUUGUGUUUAAUUCUAUAAGAGAAGAUAGUUAUUAUUAUAUAUUAGAUAAAUUUAUUACAGGAGUUUGUAGUAGAUUUAAUUUGUGUAUAAAAAAUAUAGACUCAUUAUUAAAAAAAGAUUUUGUAAAAUGGUAUUGCAAUAAAAUAUACGGAUCAAGACCUUUGAGAAAAUUUAUUGAUAACUUUUCUAAUUUUAUUUAUUUAAUAAGUAGUGAAUUAGAUUAUUGUUCGCAUUACAGUUAUAAUUAUAUUAAUAACAUUAAUAUUAUUAAUAUGUGUUCUAUAUUAUAG